ACGCUCUCCACGGCCCCGCCAUGUGCUGAGAGGUGCUGACGCGAGCACAUAGUUCUUCUACGUCGCGAUUACACAGAACUACGCUUCAAUAUAUUUGCGCGCUUUGAUCGCGUUCAGCCGCCGCAAUGGGGUACAUCAAGCAGAUCACCAUCCAGGGCUUCAAGAGCUACAAGGACCAGAUGCAAAUCGAGCCCUUCUCGCCCAACUGCAACGUCAUCGUCGGCCGCAAUGGCUCAGGCAAGAGCAACUUCUUCGCCGCCGUGCGCUUCGUGCUUGGCGACGACUACCAUUUCCUCAGCCGUGAAGAGCGCCAGGCGCUGCUGCACGAGGGCUCUGGCUCAGCUGUCAUGUCCGCCUACGUUGAGGUGUGCUUCGACAACACCGAGGACCGCUUCCAGACAGGCAAGCCCGAGUUCUUCCUGCGCCGUACAAUUGGUGCGAAGAAGGACGAAUACUCGGUCAACCGAAAGAACGCCACCAGGGCCGAAGUGCAGCAGAUCCUCGAGUCGGCUGGUUUUUCGCGCUCCAACCCAUACUACAUUGUGCCCCAGGGCCGAGUCACAGCCCUCACCAACAUGAAGGACACGCAACGCUUGAAGCUGCUGAAGGAGAUAUCGGGCUCCAACGUCUACGAGACGCGACGCGCCGACAGUCUAAAGCUGCUUAGCGACACGGACAGCAAGUGCAGCAACAUCGACAGCGUCGUCGCUUCAAUCAACGAGCGCUUGGACGAACUGGAGGGAGAGAAGGAAGAGCUAGAGGCCUGGAGCCGGAACGACAGGGAGAGAAGAUCCCUCAUCUACACCAUGAAGUCGCGCGAGGAGGCUGAGCUUGAGGCUGAGAUUGAGCGCAUCGAUGCCCUCGAACAUCAGGGCCGCGAAACGCGCGAGGACAAUGAGGCUGUCUUCAAGCAAAACGAAGACAGGAUUGCGCAAAUCGACAAGGAAAUCAACAGGCGGAGAGGAGAUCUGGACAUUCUCCGCGAAGAUCGUGUCCAAUACGAGAAAGAUCGCAAAGCGGCCACACUCGAGAAAGCCAAGAUCGAAUUGGAAUUGAAGUCGUCGCAAGACAACCAGUCGGCUGCGCAGACAUCCAAGAAAAAUCGCGACGCACAGGUCAAGUCUCUGCGCGAGCAGAUACGCACCCGUGAGGCCGAACUCCAGCGAAUCCUGCCCCAGUACAACUCGAAGAAAGACGAGGAGGAAGCUGUGAGAGCACAGCUGCUCGAGGCUGAGGGUCAGCGAAAACGCCUCCAAGACAAGCAGGGUCGUGGCCACGCCUACAGCAACAAGCGACAGAGGGACGACGCCCUGCGCGUACAAAUAGACGAGACCAAUGCCGACCUCAGCCAGCGCAAGGCCAUUCUCGUGCAGACAAACGAGGAAGUUGCUCAGCUUCAAAGCGACAUCGAACGCAUCGAAACUGAAAUCGCCAACAUACGAUCCACAAUUGAAAAUGAGGGGGAUGCUACAGUAACCCUUGCUGCGAAGGUUGAGAAAGCGAAGGAUGCAUACAAGGCGGUGCGCGACGAGCAGACGAAUCUUCAGCGAGAAGAAGCCCGAACCGACAGCCAGCUCCGAACCGCCCAGCAGGAGCUUCAACGCGCAGAGCACACAUUCUCACACUUAUUGGAUCAAAACACCAGUCGCGGACUCGAAACACUUCGUCGUUACAUGAGAGAAGGUGAAAUCCCAGGUGUACAUGGCACCAUCGCCGACCUGCUACAAGUGCCUGAUCAUUACAGGUCAGUAACAGAAGCCGCCGCGGAAGGUACGCUCUUCAAUGUAGUCGUCGACGAUGACAACGUUGCGAGUAAGAUUAUCGAUCGCCUCAUCAAAGACAGAGGUGGCCGGCUUACGUUCAUCCCUCUGAAUCGCGUGCAAGCCACUGAUAUGAACUUGAAGCCAAGAGGCGACAUGCAACCGCUACUACCAAAGCUGACGUAUGAGGAGCGCUUCGACACUGCAUUCAAGCACGUGUUUGCGAAGAUCGUCAUCUGCCCUGACCUAAGUACUUGCAAGAGUGUUUCGAACCAACUAGGAGUCCGAGCUUACACUCUUGACGGCGACAGCGCCUCGCGCAAGGGGCUUUACCGUGGAGGGUUUCAUGAUCCCUCCAAGUCCAGAAUCAAUGCCUAUCGGACAGUCACCGAGUCCCGCACACAGUUUGAGGGACUGCAACAACGUAAACGCGAAAUUGUCACGGAGUUGGAUUUGAAGCGUCAGCAGCUCACUGCUGCGGAGAGCGAAAUCAGGCGACGUCAACAUGAGAAGAACGAUGGCGAGAGCAGCUUUGGGCCAUUACGAGAGGAACUUCGCUCAAAGCAAAGAACAUUGCAAGACAAACGCGACAUGGUCACAACUCAGCAGGCGGCAGCUUCGGAACUCCAGUUGGCCAUCAAUCGACUCGGUGCUCAACAAAGUGACUGGGAGGGUGAGAUUGCAACUGACUUCAAGAAGACACUAUCAAAAGACGAAGAACAGAUGUUGAACACACUCACCAUCACAGUAAACGACUUGCAAAAGCAAUUUGCAAGAAUCAGGGAGGAGCGGACUGCUUUCGAGGCACAGAAGGUUGAGGCCGAGCUUGAGCUCAACGAGAAUCUGCAACCGAAUCUCGAUGAUGUGCUUGCACAACAAGGAGGCUCGGGCGGCUCCGUGAGCCAAUCAACACAUCUACGAGAGUGCGAGCGAGCACUAAAAGCCGUUGACCGGACCAUUGCGGAUCUCGACGCGAAGAUUCAAGAUACCGAUGCUCAGAUCGAAGAAAUCAGGGGGCAGCUGAGUGAACUGGAAAGCUCGAGAGCGGAGAGCGAAAACAGCAAUCGAGAUCUUGCCAAGGCCAUGGAAAGGCAGGAGAAGAACCUAUCUAGGAAAGAUCAAGAUCGCAGCCGUGCCACGGACCGACUGAGCGACGUCAAGCGAGAUAUUCGAGACUUGGGUACCUUGCCUGAAGAUGUUGACCGCAAAUACGGACGAUGGGAUACUGCGAAGGUUGCAAAAGAACUCGCCAAGGCCACGCAAGCAUUAAAGAAAUUCGCCCAUGUCAACAAGAAGGCGUACGAACAAUACGAAAACUUCACACGCCAACGCAAGACCCUCAUUGAUCGCCGUGCUGAACUCGACACUUCUCGCAAAUCCAUUGAAAACCUCAUCGACGUGCUUGACCAGCGCAAAGACGAAGCCAUCAACCGCACUUUCCGCCAAGUCGCCAAAGCCUUUCAGAAAGUAUUCCAGGAGCUUGUGCCCAUUGGCACCGGUCGCCUACUCAUCAACCGCAAAUCAGACGAAGAUGCUGAAGUUGAGGAGAGCGAGGACGAGGACGCACAGCGCCGCGGCAAAGGGAGCAAGGUCGAAGAGUACAUCAGCGUCAGCAUUGCUGUAUCCUUCAAUAGCAAGCAUGACGAGCAGCAGAAGAUCGGGCAGCUGUCUGGUGGUCAAAAAUCGCUGUGUGCUCUAGCUCUUAUCUUCGCGAUCCAGCAGUGUGAUCCUGCACCCUUUUACCUUUUCGAUGAGAUCGAUGCGAAUCUUGACGCACAGUAUCGUACGGCGGUAGCAAACAUGUUGCAAAAGCUGAGUGGACAAGGCGGCAAGGACGGGAACGGUGGCGGACAGUUCAUUUGCACGACGUUCCGGCCGGAGAUGGUGCUUGUGGCUGACCGGUGCUAUGGUGUGAGUUAUUCCAACAAGACGAGUUCAAUUGAUGUUGUCGAGCGGGAGGCGGCGUUGGAAUUCGUGGAUGGCAUGCAGAAGUAAGGGUAUGAUUGAUGGCUGGCUUGAGAGUGUUUGUCGAUUUCGUUUCUGUACGUGUAGGCGUGUGUAACUGAGGAACUUGCUGUACAAGAAUUAUGAGGGUCCGUUCCGUCUAGCAGCACUAUAUGUGGUCUUCGAAGGCAAGAUGGCUGUGGUGUCGUAUACCAAAUAGUUGCUCAUGUUUGAAUACACGACAAGCUUUGUUUACCGUGG
This is a messenger RNA of Dothidotthia symphoricarpi CBS 119687, 3965 nucleotides long. RefSeq names its product RecF/RecN/SMC protein. Gene Ontology annotation, biological process: mitotic sister chromatid cohesion. The transcript has 3 exons. Gene Ontology annotation, cellular component: chromosome. The record is from RefSeq and is a predicted model, not a curated record. Gene Ontology annotation, molecular function: double-stranded DNA binding; ATP binding; protein binding. Lineage: Eukaryota; Fungi; Ascomycota; Dothideomycetes; Pleosporales; Dothidotthiaceae. The coding region runs from base 126 to 3755 and encodes 1209 amino acids.